Messenger RNA from Fundulus heteroclitus (mummichog), 3272 nucleotides. RefSeq names its product DNA-binding protein SATB2. Lineage: Eukaryota; Metazoa; Chordata; Actinopteri; Cyprinodontiformes; Fundulidae. Gene Ontology annotation, biological process: chromatin remodeling; regulation of transcription by RNA polymerase II. Bases 16 to 2847 code for a protein of 943 amino acids. Gene Ontology annotation, molecular function: DNA-binding transcription factor activity, RNA polymerase II-specific; RNA polymerase II cis-regulatory region sequence-specific DNA binding. The transcript has 12 exons. The record is from RefSeq and is a predicted model, not a curated record.
CGCAUUUGUCCGUACAUGUCACUCUGCCUCCGGAUUUUCCCUCCCUCCUUCCCUCCUCUCCUCUCCUUCCCUCCCUUCUUUCCCUACAUGUGUCAUUUUACAUCUCCUUACCCCGCCGGCUGCAGCAGCAGCAGCAGCAGUCUGCCCUCAUCACUCUUCCUCUCUGCACCUCCCGCUCUGCGAUCUGUCAAGAAAAAGAAGGAAACAUUAGGGGGGAGAAAUUCACUUUAUAUCAGGCUGGAUUCACUCGUCUUCACCAAUGGAUGGAGUUUGUCGCCCAGGCUGCGCAGUGACUUCCUGAAAACUUCGUACACCGUGCUGGGCGCUCCUCUGGAAAUCUACACUGGGAUGGAGCAGUGCGGAGGCAGAGGAGGGGGGCCGGAGAGCCCCGACCUUCAGGACAGAGCCAGCCCAGAGGAGCGGGGGGCAAAACCCGAGAGCCCAGCCGCCGCCGGCGGACCCCCGCAGUGCAAGGUGAGCCGUCUGGAGGUGAACGGCAGCCCGGCUACUCCGCAGAUCCAGCAGAACGGCAGCGCACCGCUGAGACCUUUAGGAGGCUUGAUGAUCCCCGUCUACUGCGUGGUGGAGCACGCGGACGCCGGCGGGGACUGCGAGGGCCGCGGCGACCGUAACGCCGAGUUCGUCCUGGUGCGUAAAGACGUGCUCUUCACGCAGCUGGUGGAGACGGCCCUGGUGGCCCUGGGAUACUCGCACAACUCGGCGGUGCAGGCUCGGGGCAUCAUUAAAGUAGGACGAUGGAAGCCGAUGCCCAUCCAUUACCUGACGGACGCUCCAGAGGCAACGGUGGCGGACAUGUUGCUGGAUGUUUACCACAUGGUUACACUGCGCAUCCUUCUGCACAGCUUUUCCCGGCUGGAGGAUCUGCCGUCGGAGCAGUGGACCCACGCCACAGUGAGAAACGCCCUCAAAGAGCUGCUCAGGGAAACCAACCAGAGCACCUUGGCCAAGGAGUGCCCUCUCUCCCAGAGUAUGAUCUCAGCCAUUGUGAACAGUUCCUACUACGCAAACGUCUCCACCUCCAAAUGCCACGAGUUUGGCCGCUGGUACAAGAGAUACAAACGCUUCAAAGGUGAAUACAGCGAGAAGAUGUGGUCGUCGCUGGACAAGUCGGAUAUUAAAGUGGAGAGGGAUCUGGACCUGAGCGUCCUCAACCACCGUCCUCCACCUCUGCUGCCCUCUCCCAGCCACUUGGCCUCCUUAGGCGCUCCAGGAGCCCUCCCCGUCAAGAGCAGCCUCGGAGACGCUCACUCCCCCACCCAGCCUCACAGCCUGCCCCACCCGGCCGGCCCCAACCACCCGAGACCCCCUCUGCGUCCGCAGGCCCAGAGCCUGCUGGGUCACGGCGGGCUGCUGUCGCCGCAGCUCUCCCCUCAGCUCGUCCGGCAGCAGCUCGCCAUGGCGCACCUCAUCAACCAGCAGCUGGCCGUCAGCCGCCUGCUCGCCCACCAGCACCCGCAGGGGGUCAACCAGCAGUUCCUCAACCACCCCCCCAUCUCGCGGAGCUGCAAGGUUCCCGGGGCGGCCGCGGACCCCGGCCUGAGCUGCCCGGGCGCCGAAGUCUCCGCGGACAUCUAUCAGCAGGUCAGGAACGAGCUGAAGAGGGCGAGCGUUUCUCAGGCCGUGUUCGCCCGCGUGGCUUUCAACCGCACACAGGGGUUGCUGUCGGAGAUCCUCCGUAAGGAGGAGGAUCCUCGCUCGGCCUCGCAGUCUCUGCUCGUCAACCUGAAGGCGAUGCAGAACUUCCUCAACCUGCCAGAGGCCGAGCGAGACCGCAUCUACCAGGAGGAGCGAGAGAGGAGCACCAGCACCAACCACAACCACGGCGCCACCCACAUCUCUGGCAGCGGCGGCGGCAGCAGCACGCUCAGACACACACAGACAAAAUGCAGCAUCUCCAGCCCAGAGCUGCAGCUGAAGCUGGACUCGCUGGUGAACAUCACGCCAGGGAUCUACGAGGAGAUCCAGCAGGAGAUGAAGCGGGCCAAGGUCUCCCAGGCGCUCUUUGCCAAGGUGGCCGCCAACAAGAGCCAGGGUUGGUUAUGCGAGCUGCUCAGGUGGAAAGAGAGCCCAAGCCCGGAGAACCGCACUCUGUGGGAGAACCUGUGCACCAUCAGACGGUUCCUGGCCUUACCCCAGGUCGACAGAGACCAGGUCUAUGAAGAAGAGUCCAGGCAGCAGCACAGUGACAGACUCCACACUGUCCUGCACAUCCCCGACCAGCAGAUUUUCCACCGACAGCCUCUUCCUCCGUUAACGGCGCCAUCCCCAGUUCACGAGGAGCCUCAGCCCGUCACCCUGCUGCCAGCUCUCCAGGGCCCAGAGGAAGCGCCGCAGCGAGGCCUGAGUCCCGGCCUCGGAGGCGGAGGGGCAAAGAAGUCCAGAUCUCGGACAAAGAUCUCCCUGGAGGCCUUGGGGAUCCUGCAGAGCUUCAUUGGAGACGUGGGACUCUACCCAGACCAGGAGGCCAUUCACACUCUGUCAGCCCAGCUAGACCUUCCCAAACACACCAUUGUGAAGUUCUUCCAGAACCAGCGCUACAACGUCAAACAUCAUAGUCAGGCCAGAGAACCCGUCUCCGGGGAGGACGACCGGGAGAGCUCAAGCCCCAGCGAAGCCCCAGGGAGGGAGGAGGGGGCUCUCUCCCCUUCUGAGGAGUCGAGCGAAGAUGGCAGAGGUUCAGUGGAGAUGUUCAGAACAGAAGCAGAGGCUGCAAUGGAGGUGGAGAAGGAAGAGGGGGACGAUGGAAAGACCUCCGGACAGGCGACUUCCUCUCUGUCUCCCUACAGCAGCGUGGACAGCCCCCACUCUGCUGAGCAGCAGAGAUAACGGCAGGGUACCAUCAAACUGUGAGGACCACACACAAAGCCUGUGAAGAACCGAUCCGCGUCAUCCCGAUCGCCCGUACCAGAGCUGAUGAUCAGAGCUCGUUAAUAUCUGAACAGCCGGACAAGUAUUUAUGUGAAGACUGACUGAGCGGUGGUCUGAGUGUCGGAUGAGUUGCCUUUUGGGUUGGAUGUGGCCCGCAUAGGAUUUUCUCACUUUUUUAUUUUUUAAGUUCAUCCCAAGCUCUAUGGUUCUACGUUGACAGAAAUAAUAAUCAAAAAUGUUAAUUAAUUUAACAGAGAGCGAUUAUUCAUCUUGUUUGAUUCUAUAGAUGAAUUAAAAAAAAAAUUGUAUCCAAACAUGAACCACCGUCUUGUUUUCGGCUAAUUUUGACUUGCAAAAGUUGCAUUAAACUGCUGCUAAACCAA